ACCCGCUUGAACCCUAUCCAUCUCACCACUUUUUCUGCCAUCUUCCUGAAGAAUCCAACGAAAAACCAUUAAAACUCCCAACAAAUUAAAUUUAAUGAACCCAAUCUAUGAAAACCAGCCCAAGCUAAUCAACAGAGUGUUCUUCUCAUGGCCCACGAAGAAGAAGAUCAGCAAACCGGAAGAUUAUGUCACUACCCCCUCGACUACAGCUGCUACAGGAUCGUCGACGAGAUCGGCCGCGGCGUCAGCGCCGUCGUCUACAAGGCCAUUUGCAUUCCGAUGAACUCCGCCGUGGUGGCCAUUAAAGCAAUUGAUCUCGACCGAUCAAGAACCGACCUUGAUAGCGUUCGGCGGGAAGCCAAGAUCAUGUCGCUUCUGUCUCACCCGAAUGUUCUGAGAGCUCACUGCUCAUUCAUGGUGGAUAGCCGGCUUUGGGUGGUGAUGCCGUUCAUGUCCGGCGGUUCUCUCCAGUCGAUCAUGGCUUCUUCUUAUCCAGAGGGCUUGUCGGAGACAUGCAUCGCCUUUGUUCUCCGAGAAACAUUAAACGCCAUUUCUUAUCUUCACGAUCAAGGUCAUCUUCAUAGAGACAUCAAGGCCGGGAACAUUCUGAUAGACUCGAAAGGCGCUGUGAAGCUGGCAGAUUUUGGCGUCUCAGCGUCGAUCUACGAGCCCGGUUCGGCGGCGCCGGCGUCCCGGAUGCUCACGGACCUUGCCGGAACGCCGUACUGGAUGGCGCCGGAGGUGAUACACUCGCACGUCGGGUACAGUCUCAAGGCUGAUAUAUGGUCCUUCGGAAUCACUGCUCUUGAAUUAGCCCAUGGAAGGCCUCCUCUAUCUCACCUUCCUCCUUCCAAGUCCCUGAUCAUGAAGAUCACCAAGCGGUUCCGAUUCUCCGACUAUGAGAAAGCCCGAAGCGACAAGAACAAGAAGUUCUCUAAGUCGUUCAAGGACAUGUUGAUUAGUUGCCUCGAUCAAGAUCCUUCCAAGAGGCCGUCGGCGGGGAAGCUUCUCAAGCAUUCAUUCUUCAAGAACUGUAAAGGGUCUGAUUUUCUUGUCAAGAAUGUGCUGAGCGGCCUGCCGACGGUCGAGCAGAGGUUCAGAGAAGCGAAGUUGCAGAGACUGGCGUCAAUGAACAGAAGUACGGAUGAAGAGGAUGACGAAGACGGGUUUCCUUUUGGCGAGAAUGUGAAGCAGAGGAGGAUCAGCGGCUGGAACUUCAAUGAAGAUGGGUUUGAGUUAGACCCCGUGUUUCCAACCACCAAGGAAGAGAAUGAGGAUGAGAAUGAGAUUGUGAAGCAGGUCCGGUUCGGUGGGGAGUCCAUAAUUCAGGACAAGGGAGGUGAGGGGUCAUCGGAGACGUCAAAUUUGAGUUCUCCGGGACAAGUGGUGGCCGGAGAAAGUGGUGGUGGAGAGGCUGAGAGUGGCGGCAGAGGGUGUCUUGACAGGGAGGUGAUGGUGGGGAGUUUGUUGUUUCUGAAGAACAGUUUGGAUGAUCAGAGGCAAAAAGUGGGGAAUAUGCUGGCUCUGAUAAAUGGAGGAGAUGAGAGUGUGGAAGAGGGCAGAGAAGAGCAGCUGAUGAAAGUGAUUGAGAAGUUGCAGAUGGAGUUGGAAUGUGUCAAGAAGAGGAAUGUGGAAUUAGAGAUGGAGUUGGAGUUUCAACGGUCCCACCAUUAAAAUGGUUCAGUACUCUCUCCCCUUCUAGUUAUAUGAAUGGAAUCAACCCAUCCCUAACAAUUAGUCCAGCACUGUUAAUUUGGGCAUUUUAUGUUGUAAUUAUUCCGUUUGGAAAAUGAUAUUCCUAGAUAAUUUUUAAUAAUAAUAUUUGUGUAAUAAUGUUAAA
Diospyros lotus (date-plum) is the source of this 1840-nucleotide messenger RNA. RefSeq names its product serine/threonine-protein kinase BLUS1. Gene Ontology annotation, molecular function: protein kinase activity; protein serine/threonine kinase activator activity; ATP binding. The transcript has 2 exons. Bases 148 to 1674 code for a protein of 508 amino acids. The record is from RefSeq and is a predicted model, not a curated record. Gene Ontology annotation, biological process: protein phosphorylation. NCBI's taxonomy places the organism in Eukaryota, Viridiplantae, Streptophyta, Magnoliopsida, Ericales, Ebenaceae.